Rhipicephalus sanguineus (brown dog tick) is the source of this 826-nucleotide messenger RNA. RefSeq lists its product as uncharacterized. Bases 16 to 537 code for a protein of 173 amino acids. Gene Ontology annotation, cellular component: tRNA-splicing ligase complex. Lineage: Eukaryota; Metazoa; Arthropoda; Arachnida; Ixodida; Ixodidae. The transcript has 4 exons. The record is from RefSeq and is a predicted model, not a curated record. Gene Ontology annotation, biological process: embryonic morphogenesis.
ACCCACGAAUCCGCGAUGGCGGCCGCCGGCGCGUCGUCGGCUCCUGUCGAAGAUGUGGACCUCCUUUAUCCGGAGCUUAUGUCGUCUAAGGCCAUCGUCAACAUUUUAAAAGAGCGGUACGUGAAGCACCCCCGGCUCGAGGAACUGGACAAGGCGGCGCUCGUGCAGCUGUAUGAGCAGACGGUGCUGCCCCUGCCGCAGCGGGAGUAUCGUGACACCCGGUCGGGACGAGCUUUGUCAGCCCUGCGGAAGCACGCCGACAGUCGCCGCAAGCGGAAGGCUUCCCAGGAUUCUUCCACCGACUCAACCUCUACAAAACUCCGCAAAGGCAGUCUACCACGUGAUGACGACAAGGGGCGACAGCGGCCGAGUGACCCUCACGCCAAGCGUGGCAGGAAAUCCAGUGGGGGUGAAUGGGGUUCCUGGGAUGAAGAGGCCAAGUCUAAAUCCAGCAAGAGGAGUGUCACAAAUAGGUGCCAUGGCGAGGGGGACGGACCUCCGAGGAAAAAGCACCGGACACCAAUCACAUGGCCAUGACUGGCGCAGAAAGACUCGUGCAAGCCAGGUGGCGCAAAUGGUUAUCUACACGAUCGCUGUAAUCGUCUCUCAUUUCGCUUCAGGCCAUUUCUCCACUGUGAUGCAAAUGAGAGGGACAGGCUUUUCUAGCUGAGCCUUUGAGCUGCCUCUUGACUAUAUGCACUUACUUUUUCAAAAAUUUACAUGUAGUAUUUCACCCAAAAUAAACUGUUGCUGCACAUUGUAUACAAUUGAGUCAACUGAAAAAUUUUCCUUCGAUGAAACAGUAAUGGACUGCUCUUUUUAGUGA